AGAGAGAGAGAGAGAGAGAGAGAGCAGCACAGAGUCUCUGAGGUCCGCAUCGCUCCUCUCGCGCUCCGCUGAUGGACUCGUGAUGAUGAUGAUGAAGAUGAUGAUGAAGGCUCGGAGAUGAAGAGGAUGUGCAGCCGCUCCAGAAUCAGUUGAUCAGCUGCUGCUUCUGUGGGAUGUACCGGAUCGAUGUGUUUGAUUGGAUAUGAAUGAUGAAUGUGUUCCGAGGUUUGAGCUGAUUGAAUCGAACUCGCUUCUUCAUCAUGGAUCCGAAUCUUCUCACUCUCUUCAAACUUUCUCUGAUCCUCGCAGUGAACACGCUAAUGACGAGAGGUUUAUCAGAUGCAGAUGGCGUUGAUCUGUUGUUCACCCAGCGGCCGUGGCUCCUGCAGUGCAAUCAGACCGUCCUGCUGCUGGAGAUGGAGAGAUGCGGAGAACAAUUCAGCAGCGACAUGAAUCACGUUCAUCCAGAAGACAGAUGCAACCUCACGCACUUCAUCAGAGAGUAUCACAUCUUCUCCUUCUGCACGGAGAUGAACGCCGAGCGCAUCGGCUGCUUCUGGCCGAACCCAGCGGUGGAGCGCUUCAUCAUCAGCAUCCACAAGCACUUCUUCUCCAACUGCAGCCUGGAGCACGCGGUGUUCAUCGACCCGCCGGACGACACGCUCACCCUCCUCAUCUUCAUCCCCGUCUUCCUCACGCUGGCCAUGGUGGUGCUGGUGGUGUGGUGCAGCAAGAGGAGCGAUCUCCUGGCCUAGCCAGCAUCAGGACCGCUCAGACGGACAGAAGCAUCUCUCCUGAUCUCACUGAAGCGUCUGCUGGACUCAUGAUGCUCUCCUUCAGGAGCUGGAGGCUUUAUUCCUCCUCUCGUGGCGAUCACUGAAGCUGAAUUAAUUCAGUGUUAAUCGAGAGCAUGAGUGAAGAUCUGUCAGAAUCUCUGGAUGGACAAAAUGAAUCAUGUACUCUACAGAUAUUAUUUAAUGUUUUAAUUAAAUAGCAUAGAUUUAGAGCAUUUGUCAAGCUCACACUGCCGUGUUUGUGGUUUUUCUUGGGUCUCUCAUCACUCAGUUUGACCGUUCAUUAUCAUCUCGACAUAAUCGUGGAUCAUUUAUCAGCCAGAGGUCCAGUGAGUUUAGCUUCUGCAUCGAGAUGAUCUGUUCUGGUCGAUUCAGACUGAAGUGGGACGAGUGAACAGCGAGGCUUGUUUUAGGAUGACGGUAUUAUUUAUAUGAGAAGGAAAGCCGUGUAUUGUGUGUGACUUUGAGAUACAAACAUAAGACAAUAGUUGCUCUCAAACGUCUGGCCUCGUGUUCUCCAUCGCUCCGCAGGAAGGAUAUAAAAGCCUUUCCCAUGAAUGAGAGGAAAUGAGCUGGUUAUGAUUUUCACCAAAAGAGCUACAGGAA
Messenger RNA from Carassius carassius (crucian carp), 1400 nucleotides. RefSeq names its product receptor activity-modifying protein 3-like. Gene Ontology annotation, cellular component: cell surface; signaling receptor complex; membrane. The transcript is spliced from 4 exons. Gene Ontology annotation, biological process: protein localization to plasma membrane; calcium ion transport; intracellular protein transport. Lineage: Eukaryota; Metazoa; Chordata; Actinopteri; Cypriniformes; Cyprinidae. The coding region runs from base 261 to 755 and encodes 164 amino acids. Gene Ontology annotation, molecular function: coreceptor activity. The record is from RefSeq and is a predicted model, not a curated record.